Triplophysa dalaica is the source of this 1709-nucleotide messenger RNA. RefSeq names its product keratin, type I cytoskeletal 18. Gene Ontology annotation, cellular component: keratin filament. The record is from RefSeq and is a predicted model, not a curated record. The transcript has 7 exons. Gene Ontology annotation, molecular function: structural molecule activity. NCBI's taxonomy places the organism in Eukaryota, Metazoa, Chordata, Actinopteri, Cypriniformes, Nemacheilidae. Bases 82 to 1386 code for a protein of 434 amino acids. Gene Ontology annotation, biological process: intermediate filament cytoskeleton organization.
CCCUGUGCUCUCUUCUGGCUGUGUUACUGAGCUCUACUUCUCUCCAGAUCUUCACUCAACAGCUCACUCACUUCACCGACCAUGAGUAUGAGAUCAAGUUACAGCGUGCGUUCCUCCAACUCCCAGGUGCCGCUGUCCCAGAUGUCCAUCAAGCGCACCACCACCAGCAGUGGCAUGCCUACGUAUCGUGCUGCCAGCAUCUACGGUGGAGCCGGUGGUCAGGGAACCCGCAUCUCCUCUGCCUCUUACUCAGGUGUCCGCAGCGGAUUUGGGAUGCCCUCGAUGUCCGGCUCUAUCCAGGUGAACGCCACUGGAAACACAGGUGAGAUCAUGGGCAACGAGAAGAUGGCCAUGCAGAACCUGAACGACCGUCUGGCCUCCUACCUGGAGAAAGUGAGGAUCCUGGAACAGGCCAACAGCAAGCUGGAGCUGAAGAUCAGAGAGGUUCUGGAGAAGAGAGGUCCUGAUGUACAUGACUACAGCCGAUACCAGCCGAUCAUCGACGAACUGCGCAGGAAGAUCUUCGAUGCCACCUCGGACAAUGCCCGUCUUGUGCUCCAGAUUGAUAACGCCCGCCUGGCAGCUGAUGAUUUCAGAGUCAAGUAUGAAUCUGAGCUCUCCAUUCGCCAAGGUGUCGAGGCCGACAUCGCAGGGUUGAGGAAGGUCAUCGAUGACACCAACCUGAGCCGCAUGAACCUUGAGAGCGAGAUCGAGGCCCUCAAGGAGGAGCUCAUCUUCCUUAAGAAGAACCACGACAAUGAGGUAAUGGAGCUGCGUAACCAGGUCUCCCAGUCUGGAGUGCAAGUGGAUGUUGACGCUCCCAAGGGACUUGACCUGGCCUUGAUCAUGGAGGAGAUGAGGUCCAAAUACGAGAAAACGGCUCUGAAAAACCAGGAGGAGCUCAAGGCCUGGCACGAAUCACAGAUCACAGAUGUACAGGUACAAGUCAUACAGAACACAGAGGCUCUCCAAGGUGCCCGUACAGAAGUCAACGACCUCCGCAGGCAGGUUCAGACAUUGGAGAUCGAGCUGGACUCACAGAAGAACCUGAAAGGAUCACUGGAAUCCACUCUCCGUGACAUAGAAAUGCGCAACAACAUGGAGAUGGAGGGUCUCAACAGCAUCAUGCUGCAACUGGAAGCUGAGCUCACGCAACUGCGCAACCAAAUCCAGCAGCAGACGCAAGAGUAUGAGGCUCUGUUGAACAUUAAGAUGAAGCUGGAGGCUGAAAUCGCCACGUACAGAAGACUCCUGGACGGCGAAGACUUCAAUCUUAAGGAUGCACUUGAUGAGCAGAAGAAGGUCAAAGUGAUGACGGUCACACAGACACUGGUGGAUGGGAAGGUGGUGUCUUCAAGCACAGAGACCAAGGAAAGGAAACUCUGAACACCAGAAUAGAUCUCCUGGCAACACAACACAGACACCUCGUGUGCCAAUGCUAAAGUUUCCCAACUACGAGUUAGAUAUUUAUUAAGCCCAAAGUGCCUUAACAAAUUGUGUCUUUUUGCAAAUAGGCAAUGAGAAUUACCGAGCACAUUUCAAAAUUAAUUUAAAAUGACAACUCUAAUGUGUUAAACACCAAGCUAACCUGGCAUUAAGGUCAAAGAACUUUCUUACAUAUUUUUGUAAUGAUUGUUUAAGACUAUAUUGUCCCAUUUUGUUUCCAUGUUGUGUUGAGUUCAUUUCAAUUAAAGAGGACGUUUAUCAAA